This is a messenger RNA of Papaver somniferum (opium poppy), 1245 nucleotides long. RefSeq lists its product as uncharacterized. NCBI's taxonomy places the organism in Eukaryota, Viridiplantae, Streptophyta, Magnoliopsida, Ranunculales, Papaveraceae. The record is from RefSeq and is a predicted model, not a curated record. Bases 1 to 1245 code for a protein of 414 amino acids. The transcript is spliced from 5 exons.
AUGGGUUAUCAGAAUGAUUUCGAUCCAGAUAAUAAAGUAGCAAAACUGUCACAGGUUCUGGCCCACUUGAGAGAAUAUAGACCAAUAACAAUUUUGGAUUUAGAGAUCUGUUCGAUGUUUUUUACAGCACACGUGAAUGAAAAGAAUCUUGCUAAGGAGAAAAGGAAGAUUCGGAAGGAAAAACUUGACGCUAAGAAAGCAUUACAGUGUCGGUUGCUAUUUGAUGUGGCUAUAUUGUUGGAAUCAUGUUCCCUAGCCGCGGAUGAGGAUGAACUGCCACGGUUUAUAGACGUGGAAGUUGAACAUUCUAUAUCAUUGGGUAUUAAGAAAUUUGAUUUUGGUGCGCCAGAUCGUACUUGCAAGUGCUGUGGUGUUAUAGUUUGGCACCAAGAGAGGUCUAAAGGAAGCACUAUUGACCUGGAGUUUAGCAUAUGUUGUUCCAAAGGGAAUGUCAGACUCCCUCUUUUUAGAGAUGCCCCAGAAUAUCUAAAAAGGUUGUUAGACUUUAAUGGUGGUCCGUUGUCAAGGAAGUUUAGGAACAGUAUCAGGGCAUAUAACUCUAUGCUUGCAUUUACCUCAACUGGAGCAAGAUUUGAUAACAAACACAAUAGGAGAGGUAAGGGACCCUGGACGUAUAGAAUUCAGGGACAGAGCUAUCACAAAAUUGGUUCCCUGGUGCUUCCCAGAAACAAGGAUCCAGGCUACAACCAGCUCUAUGUAUGUGAUACGGAAUUGGCACAUGAAGCAUUGCGUCGGAUUUUCAAACAGACACAGCAGGAUGACUUGGGAGUAGAUGGUGCACAGAAGAAAAAAAAUGCAGAUACGGUCCAAAUGAAAAAUGCAAAUAAGAAGAAUGGCCACGAACAACACAUGGAAUCAAAAACACCUAAGAAGAGUGACAGUGAAUUGGGCUUGGGAGUCAUCACAGGUUUAAUCACUAUGAUGGAUCAAAAUAAUCCGCAUGCAAAGACAUUCAGGACGGCCAAGCAUAGAAUGCAAUCCCAACCCAUCGUCGAAUUGCGGGAUAUCAUAGUUGAACAUAAGGAAAAUGGCUAUACUAGAAUCAAGGAGAUACACCCAUGCUAUAUGCCUAUGCAGUUUCCUCUUUUAUUCCCCUAUGGUGAGGAUGGUAACAUUGACACUCCAUACAGGAAUGUGAAGAUAGGAAAAGAUGGUGUGAUAAGAAAGCGGCAACAGCUUACUAUGAGAGAGUAUUAUGCAUUUAGGCUGCAACAGCGACUCUGA